UAAAUGUAAAUUAAGUUUAAUUAACCUUGUACUAAAAAAUAAAUAAGUACAAACAAAUUUAAUUCUUCAACAUUAUUUAGAAUUAUUAUGUCUUAAUGUAAACGAUACUAUUGUUUACAUUUCUAUUGUGUCAUCAUCUAAGAUAAAAUUAAAUGAACAUUUAAUAAUUAAACGCCGCCAAUAAAACCCCUACACACACCAAAAACAAAAUAAAAAUAAUAACGCCUUAAAAUGUUAAAGGACUUUGAAGAUAAUUACAAUGAAAACUUAUUGGAUUAUCAUAAUGAUGAACAGGUUAAGGCUCAGAUAGUGCCCGUGCAAACCAAAACCCUACAACAUUUGCCCAAACGACCAGCAGUGGAUUUGGCUUUUCACAAUUUAACCUACAGAGUUAAGGAGGGCAGCAGAAGCAAUGCCAAAACUAUACUCAAAGGUGUCAGUGGACGUUUACGUUCAGGUGAACUUACUGCCAUUAUGGGACCAUCUGGAGCUGGCAAAAGUACUCUGCUUAAUAUUUUAUCAGGAUAUAAAACCUCCAACAUUGAAGGCAGUGUAACAAUGAAUGGUCAUGAACGUAAUAUUAGUGCAUUCCGUAAAUUAUCCGCCUACAUUAUGCAAGACAAUCAAUUGCAUGGCAAUUUGACCGUACAAGAAGCAAUGACAGUGGCCACAAAUUUGAAAUUAAGUAAAAAAUUCACUAAAGCAGAAAAAAUGUCAAUGAUCGACGAUAUCCUUUUGACUUUAAGUUUAAGCGAACACCGUAACACCUUGACACGCAAUCUUUCGGGUGGUCAAAAGAAACGUCUAUCAAUUGCUUUGGAAUUGGUUAGCAAUCCACCUAUUAUGUUCUUCGAUGAACCCACUUCGGGUCUUGACAGUUCCACCUGUUUCCAAUGUAUCAAUCUUUUGAAAAUGUUAGCUGAAGGUGGUCGUACCAUUAUCUGUACCAUACAUCAACCUUCGGCCCGUCUUUUCGAAAUGUUCGAUCAAUUGUAUACGCUUGCCGAUGGUCAGUGUGUUUAUCAGGGUAGUACCAAACAAUUAGUGCCUUUCUUGUCCACUUUAAAUCUGGAAUGUCCCAGUUAUCACAAUCCUGCUAGUUAUAUCAUUGAGGUAGCUUGUGGUGAACAUGGUGAUCACACCAGACGUUUGGUAGAUGCCAUAGAUAAUGGUAAAAAGGAUAUACGCUCAUCGGCCGAUUAUGCUGGACUGAAGGCUCGCAAUGAUUUAAUUAAGGUACAAAACCUUAAAGCUAUACUCGAUAAAAAUGAUGCGGCCAAUUCGACAAGUGGCAAAUAUGAGGAUAAUUUAACUUUAAACAAUGGCAUACUUAAGGGUAAUUUAGUUAACGAUAUUGCCAAACAAUCUGUGGAGCCGGUAGUGAGUACAAAUGAAAAAGGUGAUGCCAUGAUUGAACUGGAAAAGACAGAUAAUUGUACGACAGCUUUGUUGUCGGCGGAUAUUGCUUCACCCGAACGUUAUCCAACCUCACAAUUCCAUCAGUUUUGGGUUGUACUAAAACGUACUCUACUCUUCAGUUAUCGUGAUUGGACUCUUAUGUACUUGCGUUUGUUUGCUCAUUUAUUGGUUGGUUUCCUGAUCGGUGCUCUCUACUAUGAUAUUGGCAAUGAUGGUGCUAAGGUUUUAAGUAAUUUGGGUUUCCUGUUCUUCAACAUGUUGUUCUUAAUGUACACUUCCAUGACAAUUACGAUUUUAUCAUUCCCUCUCGAAAUGCCGGUAUUGCUAAAAGAAAACUUUAAUCGAUGGUAUUCGCUGAAGUCCUAUUAUUUGGCUAUAUCGGUAGCAGAUAUUCCAUUCCAGGCCAUUUUCUGUAUUAUUUACGUAUCCAUAGUCUACUACUUUACGUCUCAACCAUGGGAGCUAUUCCGUUUCUCUAUGUUUUUGGGAGCCUGUCUGAUGAUCUCAUUUGUAGCACAAUCGGUGGGUUUGGUUGUCGGUGCCGCCAUGAAUGUACAAAAUGGUGUCUUCUUAGCUCCUGUCAUGUCAGUGCCCUUCUUGCUAUUCUCUGGUUUCUUUGUAUCAUUCGAUGCUAUACCCGUGUAUCUAAGAUGGAUCACUUACUUGUCUUACAUCAGAUACGGUUUCGAAGGUACUGCUUUGGCCACCUACGGUUAUGGACGUGAGAAACUCAAGUGCUUCCAAACCUAUUGUCAUUUCAAAUCGCCCAUGACCACUUUGGAGGAAUUGGAUAUGGUUAAUGCUGACUAUACUUUGGAUAUAGUGGCCUUGGUUGUUAUAUUUGUCGUCUUAAGAGUGUCAGCUUAUCUAUUCUUGAAAUGGAAGUUGAAGACAGCUCGUUAAGAUUACUUUAACGUACAAGAAUUUAAAAGCAAUUUCUUUUUAUUUUAUCAUUAUUAUUUUUUUAAUUAAUUAAAAAAAGGGAAUAUCGUUUAGAUAGAUCCCUUUAGUUUUCUUUUUAGUUUGUUUUUAUAGUUUUUAAGUAUAUAUGUAUCUUGCUCUGCGAUUAUGAAGAAACAAAAAAACAAAAACGUGAUUUAAUUGUUAUUUUUUAAAUAAAAUAUAAAACAAAAA
Molecule: messenger RNA, 2553 nt
Organism: Lucilia cuprina (Australian sheep blowfly)
Lineage: Eukaryota; Metazoa; Arthropoda; Insecta; Diptera; Calliphoridae
Product: ATP-binding cassette sub-family G member 1
Exons: 8
Coding region: 232-2322 (696 amino acids)
Cellular component (GO): plasma membrane
Molecular function (GO): ATP hydrolysis activity; ATP binding; ABC-type transporter activity
Source: RefSeq, a predicted model, not a curated record